Messenger RNA from Physella acuta, 1230 nucleotides. RefSeq lists its product as uncharacterized. The record is from RefSeq and is a predicted model, not a curated record. NCBI's taxonomy places the organism in Eukaryota, Metazoa, Mollusca, Gastropoda, Physidae.
ACAAUCUAUUACAGUUUCGAAAUAUAAAAAAGGAGAAAAAAAAGACUUUAAACAAACAUGGACACAAAACUUCUGAAUGUUAAUGAGGAUGGAUAUGACGGUCAGCUACAUGCUACUGAACAAAACGUCAACAUCGUAGAUAAGAAAGUUGACGAGGAACUUAAAGCAGGUGAUAAGAAAGCAGACGAAGACCUAACGGCAGAAGAAGAGAAAGUUGGCAAGGAUCUUGCGACUGCAAAUAAGAAAGCUGGCGAAGACCUAAUGGCAGGAGAUAAGAAAGUUGACAAGGACCUUCAGUUACGAGAUAAGAAAGUUGACGAAGACCUUCAGUUAGGUGAUAAGAAAGUUGACGAAGACCUUCAGCUAGGUGAUAAGAAAGUCGACCAAGACCUUCAGUUAGGUGAUAAGAAAGUUGACGAAGACCUUCAGUUAGGUGAUAAGAAAGUCGACCAAGACCUUCAGCUAGGUGAUAAGAAAGUCGACCAAGACCUUCAGUUAGGUGAUAAGAAAGUUGACGAAGACCUUCAGUUAGGUGAUAAGAAAGUUGACGAAGACCUUACCGCAGCAGAAGAGAAAGUUGACGAGGCUCAUGGAUCUGGGCCAAACGCCAGCAAAUCUUCAGAGACGAGAGUCACGGCUAAGAAAGUCAAUACCUGCAGCGCUUGUCUGAGGUCAGGGGUCAACUUGUCGCGCUGCUCCCAGUGUAAAUGUGUCUACUACUGUAACGUCUCCUGCCAGAGACAAGACUUCAAUCUCCACAAACUAGGCUGCAAAGCCGCGCCUAAAUUCUACGCCGCCCGAGCGAAAAUCAACCCAGCCAUAUUGUACGCAGCGAAUCUAGGAGCCAUGGGCGUCAGGCCAAUAUCCCACUUUUUACGUAACAUGCCGACUGAACAAGAGUAUCGGCGAAUUGGGUCAAGAUAUUCAAUAUUUGUAGAGAUUACCGGCCUGUACUUCCAUCCCCUUAGACAGGCAAUCACUGUAGAGGAUCAAGAAGGGGUCAGCACCCACCUCAUCUUCUACACAGACUCGGACAUAGUGUACCACCAGGACAUGGUCGUCACACCCCUCUCCUUGAAGGUCUGCAACCAGCCUGGGUACUUCCUGCUCCUGUGGGACGCCUGCUGGCAUGACUUCCUGGAUGGGAAGCGAGGCAUUCGCAUCGAUUCGCUGGAGAAAGUUACCUACGUUUUUACAGAAGGCAUCAACUCGUUUGCCUUCUUUGUCUAA